GGACUUAAGUCUCUUGUUUUUUUUCUUUCUUUAACCACUCUUCAACUCGAGUCUGGCGCUUCGAAAAUCACUUUUAGGAGUGCGUGAAGGGUUGGCCGAGGGCGUUGCCACAAUGAAAGCUUUCCUUUUGAUUGACAAAUAGAGGAGCCAAUAGCAUUCCUAGAUGUAUACGAGUUGACCAAUCUAAUCAGUUAUGGGAGGGAGUUUCAAAUUCCCGGUCAUUGAGCCGCUGCUUUCAGUUGUUCGAGCUCUGCAACGACCACUUUACCGAACAUGUACUCUUGAAAUUAGAAGAGGUGUCGUUUAAUUUACUUCAUAUAUCUGAGGUUUAUUUUCGUUGACGUUUUAAAUGCAGGUUUGUAACCGUACAGUUCGUGCCUGCCUAACGCAUUUCCACCAAUAACGGGUAUGUUGCUGCUAGCUUGCUAGUUAUGGACUGAGAUACAUCUAUCAUAACAUAAUCAUUCACUUUUUCACACGCAUUUAUCAUCCUUUGUAGGCUAAUGUUCCUCAGUAGUCUUCAAAACCAUCAUGUCUGAUUUCAUAUCUAAUGAUUUUAAAUCGUUAUUAUGCGAUUAGCCCUGCGCUGCCAGUUAUCUGUUAAAUAUUUUAAGGUUAGCAAGGUAACAAAAGUCAUCCAUCAGCUUACCAGCUGAGAUGUUUAGUUUGGUUCUUCUAUUGGAUAUUGAGUCAUGAAUAAAUUAGGUUUCAACCUCUAUCCAGCUCUGAUACAAUGACAUUUCAGUGAAGUGUAAAGAAAUAUCAGUCUCAUUCAUUGAAAUGGUUCCUGACACAAAUCUAUAUUUAUAAAAAAUAUUUGACAUGGACAACACCAACAAUAGCUGGAUUUAUGAAGUCGUACUGUUUUGUUUAAAUGACUAUUGAUGAUGCAAUAAGACCGUAUGAUUACACACUAUUUAAAUGUUCUGCAAUAUUUGUGCACAUCUAUCUAUCUGUAAGCCUUUUUUUAUUAUUAUUAUCAGCCACCUUAAGUCUUUUAAUUUGGAAACCUCUCAUAUUUCGUUGACCUCACAAAUUGUUUUUCAGUCAAUAUAAACUGCAUAUUAUUGAACCCAGUGCAACAAUGAUUCCCUAUAGGCUGUCAGACGAAAUGGAGGUUGGCAGAGCAGUGCAGGAUGAAUUGAAAUUUCGGGGGGCUGAAUUUGCUGUCAAGGUUGAACUGGCUGAGCGGUUACUUAUUGUUGAGAUUUCAGAUGUGGUUACAGCGGACCAGUGGAGAGGAGAGUUUGAUCCUUCUUAUAUUGAAGACUUGACCCGGAAAACUGGGAAUUUUAAACAGUUUCCAGUAUUCUGCAGCAUGUUAGAAUCUGCAGUCAACAAGUCCAGUGAAUCUGUGACCCUUGACCUCUUGACCUAUUCAGACCUUGAGCUUCUACGGAACAGAAAGGCGGGUGUCGUUGGCCGACCUCGUCCUCAGCCACAGUCCCCUGCUCUCAGUGCAAAGAGAUACCUCAUCCUCAUCUACACUGUAGAAUUUGACAGGAUACACUAUCCUCUUCCACUUCCAUAUCUUGGAAAACCUGAUCCAGCAGAGCUUCAGAAAGAAAUUCGAGCUCUGAGAACUGAGCUGAAAUCUCUAGGACUGAGAGGAGACCACAAAGUGUCAGACCAGGAGACACGCAGGCUACGCGCAGAAUUGGCUUUGGUGAGAGAUGAAAAGGAGGCCUUGGCCAAGGCUCUGGAUCGUCUGCAGAUGGGAGGUGCCGGUUCCACACCUGGGGCUCAUGGGCUCAGAGAGGCAGUCCACAGCCUUGAGGAACAGCUACUGAAGGAAAGGGCAAAAAGCCAACGUUCAGCUAGCAAGAGGGGCCAGGAACAGCGCCACCUGCUGGAACAGCUGGAGGAGCUCAGGGCUUCAGAGCGGGCUCUUCGGAUACGUGUUAAAAGUCUGACCACUGAGUUGGCCUUGCUACAUCGUGGUCGGACGACUCCGGCCAUGUCUGGCCGAAGUGGACUCCGAGGUGAUGGGGGGGUUCAUCGGUCUUUAUCCAGAGAGCGCAGUUUGACCCGUGUAGGGGUGAGAGCUCGCUCGGGCUCAAGGGAGAGGCCUGAGGAUAGGAGCAGGAGAUCAGAGGAGAGAGUGAGGAGGGCAGAUUCUUCAGGGUCUCGGAACUACAUCUCAAGACCCUCACCGUCUCCAACAGGGUCACGGGUGCCUCGGUUUGAUCCUACGUCUUACAUACAGGACAGACAACGGCGCCAAAAAGAUGCAGAGCUGAAAAAUCAGAGGAAAAUUAGAAGGGACAUGUUGGCCUCACCAUCUCUGAUGGAAAGAGGGCGUUCACGGUCCAGAGAGCUCGUUCCUCAGCUGAUGAGAGGAGGGAGUGCUGGCAGGGGGAGGAGUGUGUCUUUGGAAAGCAGGAGUCGAUGCUCUUCCGAAGGAUCUGUAGCAGAGUUUGAAGAGCUUGCUAAGCCUUUAAAUAGCAGGGGAAGGAAACUAGUGAAUAAUUGUCCUCCUGGGACCAGAGGAAGACACUUAAACAAAAAACCAAUGUGCAGCACUCCAGCACAAAGGAUGAGAGCUGCAGACACAUCUAUUGAAACAGGUGCUGACCUGUCAGAGAUUGAUGCUCGUCUCCAGGCUCUUCAGGACUACAUGCGGGACCUUGACACUGGGCGCUGACUCCACUGAGUGGAUUCAGAUGUCAAUUUAGGCAUAGUGCACAAGCUAAUACUAAGACUGAAUAACAUGGACAAUCAUUACUUGUACAACAUAAUUCAAACACUGUGUACAGAUGUACAGUAUCUGUAACAUGUAGCCAUUUUUACUAAUGAAAAAGGACAGACACACUAAUGUACAGUAACUUGGGCUAGACUUAUGAAAUACAAUUAUGUUGGUUUUUGGGGGGGGCUCUUUAGACUGUUGCCAUAUCAGACUUGAAGUAAACCAGAAGUGUCCAAAUGUAUGACCUCAGGAUAUUUUUUUUUUAUAUAUAUUCCUAUAUCUAUAUUCCUGUGUAUUUUAUCAACUAGUGUUUGUUCACCAUGGUUUUGUUUUUUUCUGUUUGUUUUUUACAUGAUUAGUGUGUAUGUUUAUGUCUGUUUUAGCUGAUCUUCCAUUUUUAUGCUUUGUGAGAUCCUGAAAAACAAAGUUUUUUUUUUUAUAAAGGAUUUUGCUCUUCAUGUCUUUUCUUGAUAAUCAUUCCUAUUUAACCUCUGGAAUUAUACUCCCUAUUGUGGUGCAUAAAUGAAUGUGAUAUGCUAUCAUUUUAUUUAUAGUCCAUGUAGUUCAACUGGUAGAGCAUAGUACCAGCACACCAAGGUCAUGGGUUUGAUUUUCUUGGGACACAUACUGUUAAAAUGUAUACCUUGAGCACACGAAGUUGCUUUUGAUAAAAGCAUUUGCCAGAUUUUUUUGGUUGCAUCUAAAAAGCAUGCUACCAUUUAAUUUGUGGGGAGGGUUUUUGGUAGCCAAGUGGAGAAAUUUUGUGUAAUUUAACUCGUCCUAAAUCGGAUGUGGCCCCUUUAAGACCGGAGUUUUGAGAAACCUGCUUUCCAGUACUCUCUUGUGUAAAGAGACGUGAGAAGGAAGAUACGUUGUCCAAAAGAGCUCCCGGUUUUGUUCAUCCUUUGAGAAUUCUUUGCGAUGCAUAUGGAUUGUGUGUGGAGUUUCACCACAUUUUGGCAUACGUGCAAUGACUGGCCUCUACCGUAUUUCAUUGUUUUAUUUCAUUUUUUGUAUACCGACCACUGUUUUUUUUUUUUAUAAAUAGCCGUCAGAAUAAAACCCUCCCAAAAUAUUUUUGUAUUCCGUGUUUCUUUACAACCAUCGGCUACAAUUUUUUU
Messenger RNA from Xyrauchen texanus (razorback sucker), 3807 nucleotides. Its product is annotated as centrosomal protein CCDC61. Lineage: Eukaryota; Metazoa; Chordata; Actinopteri; Cypriniformes; Catostomidae. The record is from RefSeq and is a predicted model, not a curated record. Bases 1085 to 2644 code for a protein of 519 amino acids. Gene Ontology annotation, cellular component: centrosome. The transcript is spliced from 12 exons.